This is a messenger RNA of Oppia nitens, 673 nucleotides long. RefSeq lists its product as uncharacterized. Lineage: Eukaryota; Metazoa; Arthropoda; Arachnida; Sarcoptiformes; Oppiidae. The record is from RefSeq and is a predicted model, not a curated record. The coding region runs from base 67 to 615 and encodes 182 amino acids. The transcript is spliced from 3 exons.
UCAUUUAUUUUAUUUAUUAAAAUAAAAACAAACUUUUUUUUACUGUUUUUUUCCAAACAAAUAAAAAUGUUUUAUCAGAAAGUAAUAGUAAUUAAAAUCUUAAUCAUAUUAACGAUAUCAUUGUUUACGGCUUAUGGUGACUAUGGGUGCGGACUUAGUGGUAAUACCUGUAGCUACGAGUGCUUCUACUACUGUGUGACUGCCGGUUACGGAUCGGGUGGGUGUCGGGGCUCCAAAUGUUUGUGCUCAUGGAAUGUUAUCAAUGAGACAGCUAUGGCACAGAGUCAACAACAUAACAGUCCCGUAGAUAAUGGAAAUACACGUUAUCCUCCUAUAAACAAUGGUAAUACUAUGCCUAACCGAUUUGGUACACAACAAAACGGUCAACUGUCCACUAGAAAUGUACCGCAAAAUAGUAACAGUAAUACUAACGGUAUUAAUAAUAAUGAUAAUAAUAACCCGUUUGGUCAACAAUCCCAACAAUCCCAACAACAACAGCCAUAUGUUGAUCAACCAUUUAGUGGCAAUCAAUUUGGUGGCGGAAAGGCAUAUCUAGCUAACGGUUUCAACGGUAAUUCAACAUUAGUUAAACCUAAAAAAUAUUUUAAAAAAUAAUGUUUUUUAACCGAUAAUAACUGAUAUAAUGACUUAUUAUUAUAUAAUUUAAAAUCAU